Molecule: messenger RNA, 1000 nt
Organism: Hibiscus syriacus
Lineage: Eukaryota; Viridiplantae; Streptophyta; Magnoliopsida; Malvales; Malvaceae
Product: transcription repressor MYB5-like
Exons: 2
Coding region: 16-969 (317 amino acids)
Source: RefSeq, a predicted model, not a curated record
UAAAGAAGAAGAAAAAUGAGAAAUCCAAUCUCAGUCUCAGAUCAAACAGCAACAAGAAACAAUAACAGAAGCAGGACUACUCCUUGUUGCAGCAAGGUAGGUCUGAAAAGGGGGCCAUGGACGCCCGAAGAAGACGACUUAUUGUCCACUUACAUCAAGAAAGAAGGAGAAGGCCGAUGGCGGACUCUGCCGAAGCGGGCCGGACUCCUCCGUUGCGGCAAAAGCUGUCGCCUCCGCUGGAUGAACUACCUCCGACCCUCCGUCAAGCGAGGCCAGAUCACCCCCGACGAAGAGGAUCUCAUUCUUCGCCUUCACCGUCUUCUCGGCAAUCGAUGGUCGCUCAUAGCUGGAAGAAUACCAGGGCGUACAGACAAUGAGAUUAAGAACUACUGGAACACUCACCUGAGUAAAAAGUUGAUCAGCCAAGGCAUAGAUCCAAGAACCCACAAGCCUUUAAACCCUAACCACUCACCAAGCCAUCUCAAAGCUUCUUCAUCCUCCAAAAAUCGUGGAUCCGCUACUGGUACAAUCCCUAACCCGAAUAUUAACCAUGCAGCUUCUUCCAGCGGCGGUCAAAUCAUGGCUGCUGGCAAAGAAAAUGAGUAUUUCCAGAAUCAUAAUCAAACUGAUGACGCACAGAUAGUCCAUGGAUUCACCGGUCUGCUUAAUGAUGAAGGUUUUGGAUUAGAAAUGAGAAGCAGCAACCAAAACCAAGGGAUUAUAAGAAGCAGUGAGGAAGAUGAUGAGGAUAUAAACUGCUGCAACGAUGAUGUCUUCUCUUCCUUUCUGAACUCAUUGAUAAACGAAGAUGCUUUCGCCAACCAGAAUCCCAUGCUGCAGCUGACCAAUGGAGUUGCACAAGCCGAUCAUGCAUUGGUUUCAAUCACAGCAUCAAGUUUUGGCCUCGACCAAGACUGUAAUUUCAACCAAAAUGACCCCGAGAGGGUUAAUGAUCGUCAUCUCAACUAGCUCUUCCGAACCCUCCGCUUGCCUUGAACUA